AUGGAUCAGCAACUUAUCUCCCUCGUCAACAAGGACGUUUUCGCGUCCAUCGGCGUCCCGAACACGAUCAUUACGGUCAUCGGUUCGCAGUCGAGCGGAAAGUCUUCGGUUCUGGAGAACAUUGUCGGACGUGACUUCCUCCCUCGAGGAUCGGGUAUCGUUACCCGUCGACCUCUCGUGCUUCAGCUCAUCAACCGACCCGCCACCCACAAGGCCAACGGUGCGAAAGAUGAGAAGAAGGACGGCGAGCAGAAGGACGGUGAGGAGGGUGUCGUCGACGCUAUGGCCAAGACGCGCGUGAACGAGACGAACCCUGACGAGUGGGGAGAGUUCCUGCAUCUCCCGGGCCAGAAGUUCUACGACUUUGGAGCCAUUCGUGACGAGAUUGUGAAGGACACGGAGAAGAUCACGGGAAAGAACGCCGGUAUCUCGCCGAACCCGAUCAACCUCCGCAUCUUCUCUCCCAACGUCCUUACUCUUACGCUCGUGGAUCUGCCCGGUCUUACCAAAGUCCCCGUCGGCGACCAGCCUCGUGACAUCGAGAAGCAGAUUCGCGACAUGCUCAUGCGUUACAUCUCCAAGCCCAACGCUAUCAUCCUCGCCGUUACGGCUGCCAACACUGACCUGGCCAACUCUGACGGUCUCAAGCUCGCUCGUGAAGUCGACCCGGAGGGAACCCGUACCAUCGGUGUGCUCACCAAGGUCGACCUGAUGGACCAGGGAACCGAUGUUGUUGACAUUCUCGCCGGUCGCGUCAUUCCUCUUCGUCUUGGUUACGUCCCUGUUGUGAACCGUGGCCAGCGCGACAUCGACACCUCCAAGUCGAUCGCCUCGGCUCUCGAGAAUGAGAAGAAGUUCUUCGAGAACCACCCCAGCUACGCCUCCAAGGCUCAGUACUGCGGUACCCCUUGGCUCGCUCGCAAGCUCAACAUCAUCCUCAUGCACCACAUCCGCAACACGCUGCCCGACAUUAAGGCGCGCAUCUCAUCUCAGCUCAGCAAGUACUCGGCUGAGCUCGACGCUUUGGGUGGCCCCAUGGGCGAGACCAACCCAGGGUCUGUCGUGCUGUCGACCAUCACCGACUUCUGCACAGAGUUCCAGCGCUCCAUUGACGGUGACACCAACGACCUCUCGCUGAACGAGCUUUCUGGAGGUGCCCGUAUCUCCUACGUCUACCAUGAGCUCUACAACCACGGUGUCAAGAGCAUCGACCCCUUUGACCAGGUGAAGGACGGAGAUAUCCGAACGAUCCUCUACAAUUCGAGCGGUUCGACUCCUUCGCUCUUCGUUGGAACCGCCGCCUUCGAGGUUAUCGUGAAGCAGCAGAUCCGCCGUCUCGAGGACCCCUCAUUGCGAUGUGUCGCCCUCGUCUACGACGAGCUCAUCCGUAUCCUUGGCCAGCUGUUGGCCAAGACGGCCGCUUUCAAGCGGUACCCCGAGCUCAAGGACCGCUUCAACUCGGUCGUCAUCAACUACUUCAAAACCUGUAUGGGUCCCACUAACAAGCUCGUUACCGACAUGGUUGCUAUGCAGGCCUGCUACAUCAACACCACCCACCCCGACUUCCUGAAUGGCCACAAGGCCAUGGCCAUUGUUCAGGAGCGCCUGAAUGCCAACAAGCCUCCCGAGAAGGUCGACCCUAAGAAGCCCAAGGAUCUCGGCGACCUUGAGACGAAGAGGGACGACUCGUUCUUUGGUUCCUUCUUCAACAAGGACAAGGCGAAGCGCAAGGGUGCGGCGGCGAUGGAGGCUCCUCCCCCCAUCAUUAAGCCUGUCAACCAGCUCUCCGACCGCGAGCUUAUGGAGACGGAGGUUAUCAAGCUCCUUAUCAAGUCGUACUUCAACGUCAUCCAGCGUGAAAUGAUCGACAUGGUGCCCAAGGCGAUUUCUCUGAACCUCGUCAACCACUGCAAGGAGACGCUCCAGCAGCACCUCCUCAUGAACCUCUACCAGCCGAAUGUCAUCGAGGAGAUUCUCAAGGAGAGCCCCGACAUUGUCAGCAGGAGACGUGAGCUAGUCAAGCUCACCAAGGCUCUCCAGCGGGCCGAGGAGAUUGUCGCCACUGUUUAA
Messenger RNA from Trichosporon asahii var. asahii CBS 2479, 2070 nucleotides. RefSeq names its product vpsA. Gene Ontology annotation, cellular component: cytoplasm; membrane; peroxisome. The transcript has 5 exons. Lineage: Eukaryota; Fungi; Basidiomycota; Tremellomycetes; Trichosporonales; Trichosporonaceae. Bases 1 to 2070 code for a protein of 689 amino acids. The record is from RefSeq and is a predicted model, not a curated record. Gene Ontology annotation, biological process: peroxisome organization. Gene Ontology annotation, molecular function: GTP binding; GTPase activity; microtubule binding.